Messenger RNA from Xenopus laevis (African clawed frog), 3243 nucleotides. It is a transcript of the gene dnajc14.S, whose product is annotated as DnaJ heat shock protein family (Hsp40) member C14 S homeolog. The record is from RefSeq and is a predicted model, not a curated record. The coding region runs from base 349 to 2472 and encodes 707 amino acids. The transcript has 8 exons. Gene Ontology annotation, molecular function: dopamine receptor binding. Lineage: Eukaryota; Metazoa; Chordata; Amphibia; Anura; Pipidae.
GUGAUUCUACAAUCUCGCGUGAUGAGAUUUGUGCUGUCGGGAUUAUCUGUAGGAGAAGGAUCUUGCAAUUAACAGCUGUGUGGGAGGUGGAAGUAGCGAUCCGAGUGUGCGGUCUGUGUAAAGAAAAGCGGCAGUGUUCCGCAAAAAGCGGAGCUGUCGGGCAGCAUGUCCUCGCCCUCUGUUCCAAAGUCUGCAGCUCGCUGGCAGCAGGGUUGAACCCGGUCCAACACAGGAUAUGAUUCACUUUGCUCCUUAUUUGACAUGGAAAGCAACCAAGGAUUGGAUAGAUGAGGUACAAUGAAUGCAAUAACCUAGAAUUCAUCUCAUCCUUGUGAUGGAUAUGAAAGUAUGGAGGAACAAAUGCAAGGGGAUUUGGAAAAACAUGGAGACACACCCCACGUCCUACCCUUUAAUAAGGACCAAGAGUUCUUCAGGUUAGAAAAUGCCUAUAGCCCUUUCACUAAUCAAGACGUGAAGCUUAAUGUACAACAGAAUGGCACAGGAACGCCAUAUGCAGAUUUAGGGAAACUUAAUCAAAACCGCUUUUUGCCCAGUCAAGGUUUUAUAAAUAAUGCAAAGGGGAAUGAGAAGAAAUUGACAGCAGACCACUUUAUCAAGGCAGGAGAACAAGGGAGCAAAACAUUUCUUUUUGAAGAGAAUAUUAUAUAUUCUGGUAAACAUUCAGAGCAUCAAUCAGUAUCAGAGACAGUAGGGUGCAGUAAGCUUGACUCGCCAACUCUCCAGUCUGAUCGCGGAUGUGUUAAAGAAAACUAUGAUUCUAAUUGUGAUAACUACUUAGACUCUGAUGAUCAUUCGUUAGGGCGAGGCUGCCAUCAUUUUUCAUCUUACCAGCAGCAACCUUUAGAUGGUGAAGGAGAUGAAGAUGCAGACUGUGAGAGGCAAAUAGAAGGUGAAGAGGAUCUAGGAAAGGGGACAGGGGGAAGGAAAACAAGUCGCAGAGGAAAAAGCCGUACCCAUAUUAGAUGGGAUGGUCAUCAGACUUCAAACUCUGGAGGUAAGCACAAGGUUGGCCGCAAAAAAAGCUAUGCAGAUGGACGACAUGACCUACGGUCUCUGGUUCCUCAGCCCUUAAUGUGGCUUGCAACAUCUUGUUUCCAUAUGCUUAUUAAUUUCGUGCUUGUGAUUGGGGAAUAUGUAGAGACACUGGGAAUGCUAUUGUACACAAAAGUGUGGCUGCCAGCUCGUGACCUGGACCUUUUAAAAAUUCAGCUUAGGACUUUUGGUCAGUGGUUAAACCAUUGGAAAAAGGAUUUGUGGAACUGGUCUUUAGCAUGUGGUUUAUGGCUUUUGUCUAUGAUGAAAAUGGCCUGUGCCCUGUUGUUUCUGGUUCUAAUGCUUUCAGUGGGCUCUGCUCGUCUGUGUUGGCAGUACAUUAAAAGAGCACUGGACAGACUAAUAGUUAGCAAAUACCGUGCAUCUGGAUUCUCACUAAAACUUCACACAGUCUGGGAAAUAAUAACCCAAAAUAGAACUUUUAGCCGAUUUUUUAAUAAUCUCAAGCGAUGGACUUCAAGUAUAUGGCCUUUAAAGUUAAGGAAAGCCCAGGACACUUCACGGGCAUCAACAGGAUCUCCAAGAAUGGGCAAGGUCCAACCUGGGGAGGAAGUAGAACGUCUUUUAACUAUGGCGGAUAUUCCAGAGGAAGACCUAAACCCUUUUCUGGUGUUGGGGGUGGAAAUGAAUGCUUCUGAAGGAGAGCUCAAAAAAGCAUAUCGUCAGAUGGCUGUGCUCGUUCAUCCCGACAAGAAUAAUCACCCACGUGCCGAAGAAGCUUUCAAAGUUUUGCGUGCCGCUUGGGACACUGUCAGCAACCCAGAGAAGCGCAGGGAGUAUGAAAUGAAGCGUAUGUCUGAAACUGAGCUAGCCAAGUCUAUGAAUGAGUUCCUCGGCAAACUGCAGGAUGAUCUGAAGGAAGCAAUGAACAGCAUGAUGUGUAGCAAGUGUCAAGGAAAACACAAGAGGUUUGAACUGGACCGUGACCCUGCAAAUGCCCGUUACUGUGCCGAGUGUGGAAAGAUGCAUUCAGCAGAAGAAGGAGACUUUUGGGCAGAGUCCAGUAUGCUUGGGCUGAAAAUAACAUACUUUGCCAUGAUGCAAGGAAAAGUGUUUGACAUAACAGAAUGGGCAGGAUGCCAGCGUGUGGUCAUUUCACCUGAUACUCACCGUGUUCCUUAUCACAUUUCAUUUGGCUCAAGAAAUCCCUCAAACACAGGCCGACAAAGGGCUCCAUCUGAAAGCUGUCCCACCUCUGUUGCCGAUUUGCAAAACCUUUUCAACCGGAUAUUCCAAGGCUCUCUUGGUCCAAUGCCCAAUGGAAACAUCUUUAAUGCUACCCAGUCUCCACCACAUGGACCUCAGUCCCCAUCUGGACAAUCGAAACCUGAAACUGCACCCAGAAGCGACACAAAAUCCAAGAAGAAGAAAAAAAUGAGACGUCCCGUACAACGAUGAACAAGGAUUUUAUCAAAACAAACUAUAACUACAUGGGGCACAGCGUUCGUGUGGACCUACAGAGCCCUGAAUGGGGGGAGGGGGGAUGUGAAAUGUACAUGGCAGAAACUUGUGGCUAGUUUUUCCAAUACUUGGUUCAAGUCAAAAUGUACAGAUUUAGUAGAACUCCAGCUGCCAAGGGCAUAUCCUAUGUCUUUGUUUUAUUAAAUCCCUUUUUAGUAUUGUCCCCUUUUCAUUGACGCAGAGGGCCAGUGCUGCUUGUCCUUUCACUGGAAAGGAAUUCACUGACAGUCAGCAGAGCUCUUUUUUGUCCCUUCUCACAAUACCAAAGAUUCAGGGUGCAAACCUUUCUGGGGUGCAGGCACCAUGUUUGUAUCCACAUCACUCGAUUUCCAGACCCAAUUUAGCUGGGAAUCAAAUGCAUUACUGAAUGUACAGAUUACUUGUAGAGAAAUCAUUUUAAGUUCAUUCUGUCAUUAUACCUAGGGGGUUAUUUAUUAACAAUUUUUUUUGUGGCAUCUGUUUUGUUGCCAAAAACCCGUGAAAGGUCUGAAUCCGAUAAUAUGCCAUCUAAAACCUGCCGAAUUCACGUUAAAGUCAAUGGUAGAUUUCCCCUUAACCAGUUUCACACUGGUUUAUUCACCAAAACUCGUGUUUUUCAGGUUGCCAAAUUCGAAAAAGUUUUUUCCAUGCUACAAUCCUUAAAAAAAAAAAAAAAAAAAGUCCCAGUUUUUCCCGAUCUGUUUUUUUUUAUUGAUAAAUAAAGGCAAA